This is a messenger RNA of Porites evermanni, 534 nucleotides long. NCBI's taxonomy places the organism in Eukaryota, Metazoa, Cnidaria, Anthozoa, Scleractinia, Poritidae. The record is from the annotation of a GenBank genome assembly.
AUGUACGGCAGGUGGAGAAUUGUCAUCCAUGGCGGUAUCGACGGAUAUUCCAGAAUGAUUGUCUACCUAAACGCGUCAACAAACAACCGUGCCAAUACUGUCUUCAGGUUGUUUUACACAGCUGUACAAAGCUAUGGGCUACCUUCAAGAGUAAGGUCGGAUAAAGGCAGAGAAAAUGUAGAAGUGGCUUUGUUUAUGCUUUCACACCCCAUGCGAGAUCCUGACAGAGGAAGCCACAUUGCUGGGCGGAGUGUCCACAAUCAAAGAAUAGAGAGGUUAUGGAGGGAUGUCUUUGUGGGUUGCACAUAUGUGUUUUAUCAUUUAUUUUACCGCAUGGAAAGUUCUGGUGUAUUGGAUCCAACAAACGAGCUUCAUUUGUUUGCACUACAUUUUGUAUUUGUUCCAAGGAUUAAUGAAAACUUGAAGCUAUUUUGGGAAGGACACAACAGAGGCCCAUUAAGUUCUGAGCAUAACUACUCCCCAGAACAGUUAUGGAUACGUGGAAUGUUGUCCAUUGCCAACAGUGUUGUUUAG